Molecule: messenger RNA, 1708 nt
Organism: Hemicordylus capensis (graceful crag lizard)
Lineage: Eukaryota; Metazoa; Chordata; Lepidosauria; Squamata; Cordylidae
Gene: PAIP2
Product: poly(A) binding protein interacting protein 2
Exons: 5
Coding region: 308-682 (124 amino acids)
Biological process (GO): negative regulation of translational initiation
Cellular component (GO): cytoplasm
Molecular function (GO): mRNA regulatory element binding translation repressor activity
Source: RefSeq, a predicted model, not a curated record
UACUUCCGUUGGGACUGAAGAAACAAACAUACAUACACGCGACGGAAGUGAUUUAACAUCCGGCUGGGGUGGUUGUUGUGUUUCCGAAGGAAGGGGGUGGCAGAAGAGAAGGAAGGAACCCGAAUAGAGAGGAGUAAGAACCGAGGGACAGCUCGGAGCCUCCGUAUCCGUCCCGUUUCUGCACGAGGUGGAUGGAGGACCUGUUCUCUUAGAGCUAAGUUAACCAAACAUAUGAUGAUGCAACAUGCAACCUACAUAGAAAGCGCAUCUGAAGAAGUUCUCUGGGCUUAAGCUCAAAGGCGCAACCAUGAAAGAUCCAAGUCGCAGGAGUACUAGUCCAAGCAUUAUCAAUGAAGAUGUGAUCAUGAAUGGUCACUCUCAUGAAGAUGAUAAUCCAUUUGCUGAGUACAUGUGGAUGGAAAAUGAGGAGGAAUUCAACAGGCAGAUUGAAGAGGAGUUGUGGGAAGAAGAAUUUAUAGAACGUUGCUUUCAAGAAAUGCUGGAAGAGGAAGAAGAACAUGAAUGGUUUAUUCCAGCCAGAGAUCUCCCACAAACGAUGGAUCAAAUUCAGGACCAAUUGAAUGAUCUUGUUAUCAGUGACAGUUCGCCACUGGAAGAUCUGGUGGUCAAGAGUAAUCUGAAUCCAAAUGCAAAGGAGUUUGUUCCUGGGGUGAAGUACUAAAUAUAUGAGUAGACUGGGCCCUCUUUUGGUGGAUGUAGCACAAUUUCCACACUGUGAAGCCAGUAUUAGAAGAUUUAAUUGUUAAAACGCUCUCUCCUUGUCACUGUGUUACACUUACGCAUUGCCAAAGUUUUGUUAGUCUUGCAUGCUUAAUAAAAGUGCUGAGACUGUUAUUAAGUCAACUGCUGUCAGAGGUUAAUGAAAUGAAAAACACAAUUGGAUUCAGGUUUCUUUUUAUGAAGGGAGACAGUGAGGUAGGAAGCACCAGUCAAGUUGAGAAAAGUACCAAGUUUCUGAGAAACUCUUGCAAUUCUAUUUUUAGAAGGAUUCAGACUUUGACAAAGAGUGGUCUGUUUUAACUACAAUGUAAGAGUUGGUGUUAAUAUGCACCUGAUAAUGCCUUAAUGUGAAAAUAAAAGCAAGGUUAUCCGAUUAUGCAGAUUAACUGAAUUUCAGUACUGCUACUAACUUUUCCCAUUAUCAAGCAAAACUUUACUUCAUGCUCUUCUUUUUGAGAAAAGUGUGAAUAAUGUAUUAUACCUGAACUGCUUUGACAGACCUGUAUAGAGUCCUUUAUCUUGGCUACGGAUCUGGUGGAGGGGGAAAAAAGACUGGCAGAUGAGAUUGUAUUUAGAGCAAGUUAUCAUGUUGGAAUGUCUGUUCCACUUCUGAACUUAUAUUUAAGGUGAUGUAAGGUUGUGCAUCACAAUUUCUUCCAGGAAUCCAGAAACAUGGCACUGCCUAUGUAAAAUUCUACAACCUUAAAAGUUGGGUUUACCUGUCAAACUUUAGCAUUAGUGAUUUGAGUGGUGCUUUUCCCUUGCUUUGUUUAAUCAUCACUACACAAUAGUCUGCAGCACAACUUUUUUUUAAUACAACUAGAACAGUUUUGGCUUCUUAAACUUCAUAUUUGGGUAGCUUAAGCUGCCAUACGUGUUCAGUGUGAAUAGUGUUUAAGUUGAAAAUAUUGUAAAAAAUUAUAUUUUUUCAAAAAUAUUUAAAAAAAUAAAUAAUAGUAGAAAUGAC